Messenger RNA from Podospora bellae-mahoneyi, 720 nucleotides. RefSeq lists its product as uncharacterized. The record is from RefSeq and is a predicted model, not a curated record. NCBI's taxonomy places the organism in Eukaryota, Fungi, Ascomycota, Sordariomycetes, Sordariales, Podosporaceae. The transcript is spliced from 2 exons. Bases 1 to 720 code for a protein of 239 amino acids.
AUGCUCAUCGGCCGCCUGCAAGCGAGAAUUGGGGGCACCGAAUCCUUUCCUGCGCCCGUGAACGGUCUAACCGACGACCUCAUAUCGACUUCUGGAGACGUCCACCUUUAUGCCAACCCAGAUACUCAUUAUGAGAAACACCCCGUCUUACUUGCCGACUACGAAGGCCUAGGUGGCGGCCAAAAUGUACCAGGAGCCAAGGAACAUCAGAGCAGUGGAAAGGUCUGCACGGCGAAAGUUCCAGCGAAAGAUCGGAUGGGCCAAAGACUCCAGAACCUCCUCCAGAGUGUAUGCUGUGAAGUGACAUUUCAAUCAGAUGUUCUGGUGAACUUGGUGGAAUGGGCGUAUUCCUCUAUCGAGAAAGCUGUUGAUCAACCAGUUCUGCCUCAUCUCAUCAUUACACUAAGCCGAACCGACAAUGCCAUCAACGAGGAGCAAUGGGACCCUCGCACCGCUGCAGAUAUGCUACUAGCGGCUCACCAAGAUAUCACGCAGGUUCCCGAACUUAUCAGAAUUGUUCGGGGGCUAAAGCUCAGCGGCCACAGUGUGAAGUCCGCAAAAGAGCUUCUCGAAUGCUUUUACCAGUCCAUUACAGUUGUUCGUAUUCCAACUAAAGGACGAUAUAUGCAGAUCGAUCAACAAAUCGGCAAACUCUACAACACAAUUAGACAGGGCCACGAGUUCGUACACAGAGAAGAGAUCCGUACGUAUGGUGCUUAA